Zingiber officinale is the source of this 1946-nucleotide messenger RNA. RefSeq lists its product as uncharacterized. Gene Ontology annotation, cellular component: catalytic step 2 spliceosome. NCBI's taxonomy places the organism in Eukaryota, Viridiplantae, Streptophyta, Magnoliopsida, Zingiberales, Zingiberaceae. Gene Ontology annotation, molecular function: zinc ion binding; RNA binding. The coding region runs from base 167 to 1795 and encodes 542 amino acids. The transcript is spliced from 9 exons. The record is from RefSeq and is a predicted model, not a curated record.
GGGAUUAAAACUAUAAAUUUAUUUAUGAUUAGAUGCUUCAGAUUUAGGAAUAGAUCCGCGUUUACACGUCGGCGUGGCGGCGGCGGCGGCGGCGGACAAGAAGGCGACCGCCGUUCUCAUCUUCGAACUCAGGACCUUUUGUUUGGUAAAAACUUGGCGCUAGAAUAUGGACCCUGAUGACUUCAUUGGCUUUGAAUCAUCAUCUGCAAACAACAGUAAUGGUGAUCUCGGAGGAUUAGAAUCCAAGAAUUUUGAAAUAGAUUCGCAUUCUAGAUUAUCUUACACGAAGAAAGAUCAUUUUUAUUCAGAGAAUGGUGGCAAUUCUGUGGGAGAAGAUGCUCGCGUGCUGGAUAUGGAGCUAAAAGAUGGCAUAUAUACACAGACCCCAGUUCUCUAUGAGAGAGCUGUGUUAUUUGGUUCUUCAGCAUUAGAACAGGCAGAGCAAGAUACAGUCGCAGUCAGAGAUGCUAUGCUAACUUGUGGCGCUUCCAACAGCCUUUUGAUUGGUGAAAGUCCUAUAACAGGAGUAAAAAGAGCUCGAUCGUGUGAUGUUGAGAAACAACCAUCUGUGCAAGUAGUAUUCAGCUCAUUAACAAGAGAUAGCAAAAGGAAGCUGGUGGAACUUAUGCAGCAGUGGUCUCGAUGGCAGGCACACAACCAGUUUUCAUCGAGUAGACCUGGAGAUGAGUCCUUAGAAGAUGGUGAAGAGACAUAUUUUCCAGCAUUACAUGUUGGCACUGAGAAGUCGAACACAGUGACAUUUUGGAUGGAUAGCCAAGCAAGGCGAGAGGUCGAUAAAGACAAAGCAUCAUUGGAAGCUGAUGUUCCUUUCUAUGAUCGAGGGUGCACUUUAGGCUCGAAUUCAGUUGAUGGUUCAGGUGACCGUGAAGGGAUUGCGAUUUUGGAAGCCUCCCGGUGUUUCAAUUGUGGCUCAUACAGUCACUCGCUCAAGGAGUGCUCAAAGCCACGUGAUAAUGAGGCAAUCAACAAUGCACGCAAGAUGCACAAUAGCUCAAGGCGAAAUCCAACUGACCGUGCACGAGUUCGAUAUUAUCAGAAAACUCAUGGCAAAUUUGAUGACUUGUGCGCCGGAGUUCUAGGGUCUGCAACGCGAGAAUGCUUGGGAAUUGGGGAAAACGAUCCGCCGCCUUGGUUACAUCGGAUGCGGGAAAUAGGAUACCCUCCUGGAUAUUUAGAUGAAGAUGCAGAUGUCGACCAGCCUUCUGGAAUCACCAUCUUUGCCAAUGAGACAAAUCAGGAAUUCGAGGAUGGAGAACUCCCGGAACGGAGUGACCCCGAGCCUCCACGGAAAAAGAUGAGUGUGGCCUUUCCUGGAAUAAAUGCACCUGUACCAGACAACGCGGAUUCUAGGAGAUGGGGCAUUCCAUUCACUGGAUCAGGUUCUAACUCAUCGAGAAGUCAUGUCCAUCAAUCCAACCAUUCCUCGGACCACCAUAGAGGGAAUCACAUUCAAGACAAUGGCACGCCUGAAAGAGAUCGAAGACUCUCUUCCUCCUAUCCAGGUUAUUCGCCACGGUACCACCCCUACAAUCACAACUUGAGUUCGAGGAGCCCAAACUUCGGGAGGUCACUAUUCGAGCAAGGAUGGGGGCAUCCCUGUCCCAGCCCCCGCAGCCCAUACCCUUAUACCCCAGCCCUGCUAUCCCCUAGGGAUCACUAUCACUAUCAGAGUUAUGAUCAUCGGAGCAGCGAAGGGUCAUUUAGAUGGGAACCCGAUUCUUCCUCGUUCAACAGGUAUGACUAUCAUUCUCACAACCACCAUAAUUGUAAGUGAAUGACGCAGACACCAUUGUUGUAUCCUUAUCGAUUGUUUGGACAGCCGAACAUGAACUAAUAUAUUGAUGCAGAUUGGAUAAAAUCAUCAGACUAAUGUUAACAUUUAUGCCCUAAUGAAGAAAUUUAUUAGUGUUGUUAAAGUUUCAACA